CGAAGUUCCGGGACUUGCCUCCCCUUUUCUGACGGUGCUGACCGCACACUGAAAAACACAGAUUGGAGCAACUUGGGAUGGGACGUUGACUGAGAAUCAUUCUUAUUCGAAGAUUGUGUUUCCAGUGAAGUCUCGCAAGAGUGCAAAACAAGCCAUUUCAUCGGAUACACCUAGCCUCCAUGAUGUGAGCAGAGCGUAUAGUGAUUGGGUUAAACCAUCCCAGUAUGUCUGUAAGAAGUGACACUAGAUCGGAGCAGGCCCAGAGGCCAGGCCAGGGGGCGAAUAUGGAGCAGUCCCUGGGGUCCGGUAGCGGCAAUGAACAGCUCUACCAACUCUGGGUGCUGUUCAACAAUGAGCGUGAUGUUGGGUUCUUCAAGAAGUAUCUUCAGCAAUUUAUCGAGCAGUACACUCGAGAAAUUGAUUUGCAGUUCAAUCAUCUGGAAGAAGGACAGCCACUGGAGGGUCCCGGGAUAUCCAAACUGCCAAGUACCAUCUUGCAGGUGAUCACCAAGCAGUUAGCGGGAUGUGCCCAGGAGUGUGCAGAGAGUGAGACCCUGCCGCCAGAGACGGUCAACUUUGCUGAACAGCUGGUGCAGAUGCUGAUUAUAAUAUGCAGGCAUCAUGACAAUCUUGCGCUGGUUGCCUCUUGUGAGUAUCUGAAAUAUAUCGUUCCUAUGACAACCGGCAUUUUAAACAAGAUGAGUGCUGCCACAGAUGAUGGGGACCAGUCUGCACUGGUGUCCUUCAUUAUUCAUGUGCUCCAUCUGUUUGAGUGCAUGUACGACCCGUACCACAUAUGGAGAAAGUACAUCAUGAACUUACAAGUUAAUCCUGCUCAUCAUAAGUACAAAUCGUCCAUCCUCAGCGUGGAACUAGUGCCUUUCUUUUACGACUGUUUGCAAGAUGUUACCUGGCAGUUGUUGCAGUCUAUUGAUGUGCAUAUAAGAGUUAUUCACAUGUUUGGUGCCAUUUUAACUGGGUCGCAGGAAAAUGCCCAAGUUGCAGUUUCCCCUGCAACCGUUGACGUUCUCUUUGGAUUACUGGACACACCGGCGCCCUCUAGUGACUUCACUGUGGUCCACACUGGUUCCCUUCAGCUGGUGCAGGAACUGGCAUUGAAGUGUAUCGUUCAGAUGGUUCUGGCCAUUCAUGGCUGUGCCCCGGAGCAUAGACAAGUUGAGUUAACUGAAAUUGUGCAGCAGUUACUACAAAAACUUGCAUGUGAUAAAGUGCCACAUCAACUUCAACUAGCAAUAUUUCGUUGUAUACCACAGAUUCUUCACAGUCGACGCAAGCUUGCCCUCCAAGAAGCUUUUGUUUCAGCGGAUGUCUUCACUGUCCUCAUCAACAUCAUUGAGAAAGCUAUUCAAACGGGAAGCACGAGACAGCUGACAGGUUUCUUCUGUCUUCACAUCAUGGCCGCGGUCAAGGCCGAUUGCCCCAUGGCGAAAGUGUCCUUCAGGGAGACCAUUGGGUACCUGAGGCUGGGCAACCUCCUCCUUGCCCUCGGGCAACCAUCUCAGCAGCUCAUUGGAGCUCUCUUAGACAUGAUGGUGGAUACAGCAUACAAACAGGAAAGCAAGCACAUCCUUCAUAACACUGGGGCAGCCCACAUCUUGAUGCGUCUUCUGCCGCGUCUGAAAUCGGAGGAGAUACAGAUCUCCUUGUCAAACAGCCUUGCCUCCUGCUGUACGCAGAGCGACUACAACAGGAUGCAGUGCUGUAAUGAGGGAAUCCUCUCAACUGUCUUAGACGCCCUGGAGGCCAAAGAGAGUCUCCACAGAAAGACUCAAGAGAGGUUAAUUGUCUUGAUGGAAGCUCUGGGUUCUUACAGCAUCAACUCAUCACAACUCAAGCGUCUGAUUGGUCUGAUGAGGGGAUCGGACGACCAAUCGCUGUCUCCCAAGUGUCUGCGACUGAUGCACGCGCUAUCGACCAUGGCGCGCAAGGAAGGCAAGCAGGGCGCCCAUCAUUACUUUGACCUCCAAGAAAGUCUUUCUGGGAUCACCAUUCCAGUGGUUCGCAAGUGGCCUGGUCAUGGCUUUACAUUCCAUACAUGGCUGUGCCUCAAUAACACACCCAUCACAGCAGCUGCCAUUGAGCAUGGAUUCUACCGCAGGCAGUUGUACAGUUUUUUCACAGGUAACGGUGCUGGAUUUGAAGCUUUUUUCACACAUGAUGGUGUGCUUGUCAUUGCUGUCUGUACAAGGAAAGAGUAUUACACGGUCUCACUCACUGACUACCCCAUAAGUGAUAACAAAUGGCAUUGUAUUGACAUAACACAUAUGUCGUCACGACGACCCUUCAGCCAGAGUCAACUCUGUGUCUACGUUGAUGGACACCAACACUUGGUGUCACAGCUCAAAUUCCCGAUCAUUUCAGACCCGUUCAUAUCUUGCCAUAUUGGUUACCCUACAUCAACAAGUCUACUCCAUCAAGCCAAUGAAGACUCCACGCCAUCGACUUCCUUCUCGUUCCAUUCCUCCCGUCUCCACUUCCCCUUCAAACUUCCCUCGUCUCGGAACUCCGCCUCGGAGGCCAACGAGUCCUCGGUCGCCAUGGUACCCGUCGGGAUGCAGGACAUGGAGUGGGGCGAGCCGAGGUCGUUGCAAGGUCAACUGGGAAUCGUCUGCGUGUUUCACGAUGUGCUGCAGCCGCUACAGAUCAAGAAACUCUACACAGCAGGAGCAAACAACAUGAGAUUAUUCCAGUCCGAUGACAGUGAAAUCUCGGACCUGAGCAGUAAGUUGCUGUUGUACUACCACGGCAAGGCCUGCAGGGACUCGGUGUGUCUCGACCUGGCUCCGGCUCAUCUCUACAACGGACGACUCAAAGGUCAUAGCUGUGAUACGUGGGACGUCAAGGAAGUACUCAACUGCAUCGGUGGGGUUCAGGUUUUAUUCCCACUUCUAGAACUUGUGACCCAAGAAAACGAAUCAAACCAAUCGCUGUCCCCGACACAUACCCUUUUGGACGAUGUUGACAGCCCUAAGCCAAUCAUAGCACAGAUUGGUGAGGAUGAGUGGGAGGUCAUACCAGAUAACCAUUCAGUGACAGAUGUGAAGUUUGAACAGAAUCAUGUUGCAGGCUUUCUAACGCUACUGAAAAACAUGUGUGUAGGUCACCAAAUCAACCAAGACAUGUUGCAUAAAUCCCAAGGCAUUGCUACCAUCGGAGCUCUCCUGCAAAGGGUGGAUCCGUCCUUGAUUGAUGUGCUUGUACUAAUGGCUGUGCAGACACUAGUGGAAUCAGUGUGCCUCGGUAAUCCAUCAUUGCUCAAACAGGCAUACAGGUACCUCUUGUUUGAUUUCCGUAUCUGGAGUAAGAGUGACUUUCCACUUAGAAUAGGUCAUAUCCAGUAUAUCUCCACAGUCAUCAAAGAUGAAAAGAAGAGAUUUCGACGGAACUUUGGUGUUCAAUAUCUCCUGGAUGCCAUUCGGACAUAUUACUGCCCUAGCACAACAGAUCUGGGUUUGAGCGAUGCCCGUAUGAUUCGUAACUCCAUGUUUGGUUUGUUACGCUUUUACGUGUCUCGCCAAAUCCAUCACAAAGAGCUGAAUGCCAUCAUCAGUUUCCUGACAGCUGUGGAAGAUGAGACUUUGAUAGGAGAAGUUCUUGAUACCUUACUGACUCUACUUGAGGGUACUGGUAAGGACCAGCUUUACCUACAGCUCUUUGAGGAAGGGCAUGGAGACCUCCUUUAUUGCCUGCUAACUCUCAAGCAAUACUCAGAUGCACUCAGAGUUCGUGUCUUUAAGGUAUUGUCCAUGAUGCUGCGGACGACCAAGGUAUAUGAGAAGAGUAAACAUCGGAUGAGACUCUUAGACAUCGGCUUCUCUGGGUUGACUCUCCUGAUGGGUGAGAUGACCGUGACAAUGCCGGUUGCUAAGAACCUUGUGGAGAUGGUCACAGAGGGUCACAUUAACUAUCCUGGACUACUAGCAGUCAUGCAGCUUCUCCAUCGUGCGGGACCCCUAAUCAAACUAGAGGCGUGCACACAGCUCCUCCACAUUCUCUACACAGAGAAAGAGUCUAAGGGCAAACUAGGAAAGGUUGUCGGCUGGCAGGACACCCUCUCAAGGUUAUUUGUGAAGGACGCUACCGCCGGCCCUGACAUCGGUCUCGAUAUGAACGGUCUUGCCAACACGCCUAAAAGCGUUCCGUCCACCCCGACGAUGAAACCGAGCAACCCUCUGAACGACGCGGAGGAUGGGGAUACCUUGAAGGAUGCCGCGAAUAGUCUUCUACUUCUCCACGUUGAAGACCCGCAAGCCGUCGACACCAGGGAUUUACAAGCUGAUGACAUGAGCAGCAUCGCCGACAGCAUCGAUACGCCGCAGUCGAUGCGGCGUCAUCUCGCUGUCGAGACGGACACCGAUUCCAUUUCGUUCUCUGAGAGUCUCGUUAGCAGCGAUAUGUACUGCGGUCAGUCGACUGACCGUUUGGCUAGCGGUCAGUUUGAGGGUAGCUAUUCGGAGUUGGGUGGCGAGAGUGAUAGUUCAUUAACGGCUGGUGGAUGGGCGAGCAGAGACACACUGGACGUUGAAGCUGAUGGUACCUUGAGAUCUCCGCUCUACAGUUCCGAAAGCGGAAUCAACCUCGCUGUCUCUGGAAGCAGCACAAAUGUCAGGCCCUCUCACCUCAGCCUGGCCUCUACAGGCGACACACAGGGUGAUGGGGAGAGCCCGGAGGAGUCGCAGGCUAACGAGAGGACCCAAGAGACCCUUGCAGAUACCUUGACGGAAGUGGUAGUACAGAUUAUGUGGAGAGGGGUCCAAGGAUCGGAUGAAGAAGCAUGGGCUGCACGUGGCCAGAUCUUUGUCAGCCUGACCAAGCUGUCAGAAACCUACGACCUCCUCCGACCGGCCACCCAAAUCAAACGCCACAUGCUAGAGAAACUCCUUGAGGUCUUGGCCAAUGACAUCAAGAGCGAUGGGUCAGGUGACCAGGUCAUGCAUUCCGAGAAUGCCUUGUGGCUGAUGAAGCUCGUUCAAGAUUUCUUAUUCGGAGAUGAGCAAGGGAAUAGCCAUGCUUGGAGCGACAAGUUAGCUGAAGCCGUUAUUGACGUCAUCGACGCCCUAGGAGUGUGGGAAGAUACACAAUCAACAGAAGAAUGGAUUGAGAUGUCACAGCUGGGUCUGCGGAUCAUGCUGGGCUUCGCUGCAUACGAUGAUAUUGAGGUGUGUGCAACAGCUGCAGCCAGGCUUCAUCAUCUCCUGCAGACUAGACCGAUUCCCACUCCUAGUGAAGCUUGCUUCCUCCUUGGUUCCCUGGACACGGCUCUCAUGAGGUCACUCAAUGCUCGCGAGCGUGAGACCUACGCAUACUUGAUACCCCUAACGCGAGCGAUGAUCGAGAUCUACCACAACCAGCUCCGGAUGCCCAACUUCCUGCCGCAUCUGCCGACGACCGACACCAGUCCCACAUUCUUUGAGGACUUUCAGACGUACUGUCUCUCCGAGGAGUGGAGAAUAUACAUUGACAAACAGGUCAAGCCGUUCAUGGAGGAGUAUGUGACUGUAAACUUCUCAGGAGUCUCAGCUAAGAUGGGAAAGCUGUGGAGAAAGUGCUUUGAUCAGAUGAACACCGACAUCCAUCGCCGGGACCGGGAACGAGGGGAAGGCAAACUCAAGUUUCAGGCCAAGAUCAUCGAGCCUUUUUACUCGCUUCGCAAGAGUGAGCUUUCUAGACAUGCAGGGAUAUUGAAUAAGAUGUACAAUCAGCACCAGUCAACGUUGAGGCAGUGGAGGGCCAGUAAGCGCUUCUUGACUGGGGAGAGGGGAGCUUGGGCAGAGAGGACUGAUGAGAAUCUCUACUGGAAGUUGUCGUCACAAGAGAAUUUCUCCCGGAUGCGGUUGAAGUUAACUCAGAAUUUCAUGUUUGAUCCACACUUGGAAGCUAGCCAACUGAGAGACAACACGGGACCCAUUUUUGAGGCGGCAGAAGUCAUCACUCUAGAGUUGGUGAAAGAGGCUCGGGUCAGUGACAUGGAGCUACAGGAUGACAGACUAGGAGAUGAAGAAUGGAACAUCAUAUCGGACAUGUCAGAGGGCACUGAGACUGAGCAGGGCGGUACAGUCAAGGAGAAGACGGUGGUAUCUGAAGAGUGUAAUCUUAUCACUCUGGUGGAUGUCAUACCAGGAAAGCUGGAGGUCACAACAACUCAUGUGUACUUCUACGACAGUAGCCCAGAGAAGGAGGAAGGUAGCGGCCAAGACUUCAAGUGGUCCCUGUCCCAUCUGAGGGAAGUCCAUCUUCGCCGUUACAAUCUCCGACGCAGCGCCAUCGAGAUCUUCUUCAUCAACCAAACCAAUUACUUCAUUAACUUCAAAGAUAAGAAGACCAGAAACAAGACCUAUAGCCGUAUCCUUAACCUGAAGCCUCCGAACCUUUACUACACCGGGGCAAAGUCCCCAGCCGACCUCCUCAAGGCCUCCACACUGACAAGUAAGUGGGUCAAUCGAGAGAUCUCCAACUUUGACUACUUGAUGCAGCUCAAUACCAUCGCUGGACGCACCUACAACGAUCUCAGCCAGUAUCCAGUGUUUCCUUGGAUACUGUGCGACUACAACUCAGAGACGCUUGACCUGGAGGACCCCAAGGUUUACCGCGACCUCUCCAAACCCAUUGGGGUCGUUAACCCCAAGCACAUAGAGGAGGUCAAGGGCAAGUAUGAGAAUUUUGAGGAUCCUUCUGGGACGAUAGACAAGUUCCAUUACGGCACUCACUACUCCAACGCAGCUGGUGUGAUGCAUUAUCUCGUACGUAUCGAACCGUUCACAUCACUUCAUAUACAACUCCAGAGUGGCAAGUUUGACUGUGCCGAUCGGCAGUUCCAUUCAAUUCCAUCUCUAUGGGACACAUUGAUGGAAAACCCUAAUGAUGUUAAAGAACUUAUCCCAGAGUUCUUCUACAUGCCGGAAUUCCUGGAAAACAUGAACAAGUUUCAUCUGGGAUAUCUUCAGACUGGAGAACCUGUCGACAACGUGAUCCUUCCAAAAUGGGCGUCCUCCCCCGCAGAUUUUAUCUACAAACAUCAGCAAGCCUUGGAGAGUGAGUGUGUGUCCGCUAACCUACACCAAUGGAUUGAUCUCAUCUUUGGCUACAAACAGAAAGGACCAGCAGCCGUUGAGGCACUCAAUGUCUUCUACUAUUGCACCUAUGAAGGCGCAGUUGACUUGGACGCCAUCAAGGAUUCCCUAGAGAGGGAAGCCGUAGAAGGCAUGAUCAACAACUUCGGCCAGACCCCUUGCCAACUCCUGAAGGAGCCGCAUCCAAGACGUCUCAGUAUCGAGGAGAUCGCCAAGAAGGCUUCCAAGAACCAGACGCAGCUCCUGAAUGUCUUCGAUCACCUGAGUGAGUUGAAGGCCUUCUUUGUGGAGGGCUCAACGUCAGACAGUGACCCCUUGGUGUAUGUGAACGUCCCAAGGAGCCAGCCAAAGUCCUUCAUCUACCAAGGGAUGCCUGAUAUUAUGGUGACUGUCACUGAGAAAGGCACAGUCGGAGCCCACGGAUGGCUACCUUAUGAUAAAUCCAUCUCCAAUUACUUCACAUUCGAGAGAGAUUCUUCCUUGAUCAAUGCAAAAAUGAGGAAGUCUGUCUGUGGGCCCUUCGCCCCCGGUCUAAAGGUUACCCCAUCCCUGUUUGCCUCUACCCACGAUGCAAAGCUCCUUCUGACAGGAGGACACUGGGACAACAGUCUGAGAGUGUACAACGUCGCCAAGGGUAAACUCUUAUCACAUGUGGUACGCCACACGGACAUUGUCACGUGCCUGGCGCUGGAUAAUUGCGGCAUACAGUUGAUGACGGGAUCCAGAGAUACAACUUGCAUGAUAUGGGAGAUCUCAUAUCAGAGUGGUGUAGCCAGCGGAGUCGGUAGCCAGCCUGUACAGACUCUCUAUGGUCACGAUGAUGAGAUAUGCUGUGUAGCGAUCAGCACCGAGCUUGAUAUGGCAGUCUCUGCAUCUAAGGAUAGUACAGUCAUCAUUCACACCAUCAUGAAGGGUCACUACGUGAGGACGUUACGCCCCUCGGCCCUGAACCUUCCAGUCCCCAUUUCGAUACCGUGCCUUACUAUCUCCAACGAGGGUCACAUAGCUGCACUGUGUGCACCCCUACACAGCAAGAAAAAUACCCAGGACGUGUGUUCGCUGCAUGUGUAUUCCAUUAACGGCAAACACCUGAGCACUGCUAUUGUCUCUAGUAAGAUCAAUCAUCUAGAUAGUAUUGGAGAGUUUCUUCUGACUGCUGAUGACAAAGGAGAUGUCACCAUCAGGAGAAUGUUCUGCCUUGAAGUGUUAACUACCAUGCCUCUCAAAGUAGCUUUACACUGCGUUAGCGUAGUACCAACCAAAAGCCAGAUCCUCGUUGGUCUCCGGGACGGCAAGCUAAUCAUCAUUGCCGUGGACAGACCAGCAGAAGCUCGCAAAUUCCUUGGACGUUGAUUUUACAUCAGAAGUCAAUCAGGAAAAAAUCAACAACCUGCUGCAGCACAGCGGAAAAAUUUAUGAAAAAAAAAGAAAAAAUAAUGAAGAAGAAGAGCGUCACAGAAAGAAUGAUAAAGGGAUCUGACAAGCUGAACCCUGGAAAGUAUUUGUCAGCGAAACCUUGGCUAUUUUGUCUGUUGUUUUUUAUUUCACAAAAAAAAAGGUUUGUUUGCCAUCUGAAUGGCCCUGUAAUAGGAAUCAGCUCUGAAAGCAAUGCGUACCUCUGAAAGCGAUGCGUACCUUUUAACAUGUUGGAGCUUGGUUUGCUGUCGUUUAACUCAACGUAACCCAAAUUGAGGCUUGGAUGAUUACUAGUCUGGUACCUUGUUAUACCAGGAGGAUUUAUAACCAACAAUGUCACUAUGUGUACAUGUGGUACCUGGCGACAAUGGGCUGUAAUGUAAUUACGGUAUUUGUGUGAAUUUUCCAAAUGUGAGUUUUCCAAACGUGAAUGCCGAGUUCUUCUUGACAGUUUAGAAUAAGCCGUUUUUGAGAUACAGUGGAAACAGCACCAUGACACCAUUGGAUUUGGGUAAAUCUGUCUGUAUACACCCAAACCAAACCAGUGCACUCCUAUCGUGUCCACAACAUCUCAAAAAGCCUAAUAAAGCUCUACAGCUCUACAAGUGUGUAAUAAAAGAUUAAGUCAGUGUCCAAAUUGCCGACUUUGGCUACGGCUGGAUUUCCGCGACAUUGUGCAGUGAAAUAUAGGGCAUCCUUAGCAACACACUUAGAGACAUCUGUAGCCACAGCUGUAGCCGCAUAAGGAAGCUGUUUUUGCGCACUCACCUUGUACCAUAGAGUGAUAAGAACUAGAGGGCACAUUGGCCUCGUCCUUCGGCAAGGCAUGCAACCAUUUCAUGGAUUACAGGGGAAUUUUCGCUUGGGCACAAGAGUACUCCAUGUCACAAGGCAUUCUUUGCUUGCACAGCUAGCACAGAAAUUCUGCAUUAGCACGCGGAGAAGGGCGAUCGCAUGCGCAUAAUUCAAUGUGUUGUGCUAGAAUUCUGUAAAUACCAAUUCAAAAGUAGAUAUGCUUAAGGCAAUGGUUUUGGUGUCUGCUGACAUAGCGGCAGACUUUUAAAACCUUGUCAAGCUUUUUCCACGGGAUAUUCCGGGACCAGUGUUUAAUUUAUACAAUUCUUAUGUCUUCCAAAAAUGAUCUGUUUGAAUGCUUUCAUAACUCAGGGCGCCUUCAAACUGUCAUUGCUGUGAGGUGGUUUAUUUGCUCGCGCAAUUGCAUAAUUAGUCGCUAAAAAUAAAAGCUUAGCACCCGGAUUAAAGACAAACAGAAACCAUUUCAAUAAUGUAUGCGUGCGUACGUGAGUCAACGUUUUAUGUUUACUCGCAAGUAACUAUGAGUAGUAUUACUACAAGUGCCAUGUGGCGCGUUGAUGAUGGCGUGAUUGCUUAAGUAGUGGAAUGUUUGUCUGACAGCCGGAUAAUUUGAGCAGAAGUUAUGUCAUUAGUGCCAAGUUCUGUUGAAGUGGGACUUGAAACUUUGCAUGUCGGAAUUAGAUGUUAGGGAAGUUAUCAAACUUGUUUAAAGUUGCAGCUAGUUGUAAUUAAAGUAUUGGAGGAAAUUGAUACAGAGAAAUUAUACAAUGAAUGUGCUAGAUACUUAUCGUGUAAAGGUCAAAAUGUACAGAUGUAAAUUAAUUUUAAAAGCAAAAAAAGAGGACACUUAGAUUUUUUUCCCUUACCUUUUACCAUGGUCUUUCCACUAUUCCGUGUAUGAAGUUUUUCGUAACAAAUUUGGGAAAAGAAGGAAAUUAAUUCCAACAAAUCUGAUCCGUGCGAUAUUUUUAAAAAUGCCUUGUUUUUUCUUACAGCUGACGUGAGAAAAUGUUUUUCGCUUUUUGCGCUUGGUGUAAAUUAUGAACACUGCUUUAGCUGUAAAAAGUAAAAUGUUGAGGAGAAACUUAAGUGGAAGGUACAGCAAUUGUAACAUCAUGAUUUACAAAAUUGAUUUUUAAUAUUGGUAUUAUUUGGAUGAUUAGCUUUUUUGUACUGACUCGGUGACCGCUCGGGCAGAAUUGUGAUAAUAAGAAGUUGUAUAUUAUCUAAAUCUCUGCUAAAUCCUCACUAAAUUGUUAAAUUCAUUUCUUUAUUAGAUCCCAAAAAGGGUAUUUAAAAUGCUCGCAUACAGUAAAAACAUUGAAACAUUAAAAAUAUUUUCUUUGGCUAUAUAUAAUUACAAUAAAAAAAAAACACUAAAAAGCAAUUAGAAAAAUACCUGGUGACUGAGCGAUACAUAAACGUUUAAAAUUGAGAUUGUGGUGUGCUAUUGCAUGACGAGGGAUAAAAGAGGACGGGUAGCAGUUUGUCGCAGCGUAUGGCACUCACAUACCACCAUACCUCAUGAUUAUAAUGCACUACUCUCAGAGUCCAUAGGGGAUCUGCAACAAAUAUCCUACCCCCUUCCUCCUCCCAAGUUUUUCAAACCUACCUUUAGCUCCUAUUCGUGGUCAUAUAACAUAUUUGUCUCAAUGAGAAUUUUACAAUUUUGUUUGCCACAGUUUUUGGCUGUGAUAAAUUUUCGUACAGUAAGCACCGGAAGGAUGGCAUGCCUUUUCGUGUGCUUCGGUUCGCAGCACCAUGAAAUAGAAACUCGUGCAGUCAGAAAGAAAUCGUCUCUAUGAAAUAUUGGGCCCUGAAUCUUAUUGGGAAUCGGCUGAGGUUAAAUAUUGUCAAAAGGUCAUGUAUCGAGACCCAUAGGUAAAUUAAAUCAACUUUGAUUAAAGGAACACGUUGCCUUGGAUCGGACGAGUAGGUCUAUAAAAAGCGUUUG
Molecule: messenger RNA, 11277 nt
Organism: Asterias rubens (European starfish)
Lineage: Eukaryota; Metazoa; Echinodermata; Asteroidea; Forcipulatida; Asteriidae
Product: neurobeachin-like protein 1
Exons: 53
Coding region: 225-8444 (2739 amino acids)
Biological process (GO): intracellular protein localization
Cellular component (GO): cytosol; membrane
Molecular function (GO): protein kinase binding
Source: RefSeq, a predicted model, not a curated record